GUAAGGACCUCGGUCAUAAUUUGACGCGAUGCUCAAGCGCCAAAAGAACCAUUUUGUUCUUUAUUCACAUUUAUUAUUGUGGGGUAGUACCUAGCAAUCUAGCAUUUUGCAUUUUAGAUUACUCCGUAUUUGUUUAUUUUUAAUCCCAAACCCAAUCCAAGGGUCUAGCCGUCGGAAGUGACCCCAACCAAUGCCAGGGCCGGGCUGCACAGAGCAGCGCGACGAAACAAUUUCUACAGUGCAGCGCGGCGAAACAAUGGCGAAUGGACCUGAAGUUAACCUCCAACGGUUUCUCCAAUGGCUACAUUUGAAUAACGUCCAGCUACGCGGUUGCAGUAUCAAGUACAGCGAUUCGAACAAAGGGUUUGGGAUUUUUUACUCUAAAAAUAUCUGUGAUGGGAUACAGCUGGUGGUUCCACUUGAUUUAAGUAUAACUCCUAUGAGGGUGCUUCAAGAUCCUCUUUUUGGACCUCACUGUCGGGCAAUGUAUGAGGAAGAGGAAGUGGAUGACAGGUUCUUGAUUAUUUUGUUCCUGAUGGUGGAACGCCUAAGAAAGAACUCUUCUUGGAAACCGUAUUUUGAUAUUCUUCCUACCAAAUUCCAGAACCCACUUUGGUUUACAGAUGAUGAACUUUCUGAGCUGAAGGGGACUACAUUGUAUCGGGCAACUGAUUUGCAGAAGCAAAAACUGCACCAUCUUUUUUAUGAAAAGAUGAAGAAGCUGGCUGAGGAACUUUUGACUCUUGAUGGAUUCCCUGGGAGAAAAAUAACCUUUGAGGACUUCUUGUGGGCAAAUUCUGUAUUUUGGAGUCGAGCACAAAAUAUACCUCUUCCACAUUCCUAUGUAUUUCCAACAAGUUCAGAAGGACAAGGUAGAACAACUUCAUGAAACUCGGAGAUUCUUAGACAUCUACUAAUCAUAUU
This is a messenger RNA of Cuscuta campestris, 924 nucleotides long. The record is from the annotation of a GenBank genome assembly. NCBI's taxonomy places the organism in Eukaryota, Viridiplantae, Streptophyta, Magnoliopsida, Solanales, Convolvulaceae.